This is a messenger RNA of Xyrauchen texanus (razorback sucker), 2100 nucleotides long. RefSeq names its product zinc finger protein 501-like. The transcript is spliced from 2 exons. Lineage: Eukaryota; Metazoa; Chordata; Actinopteri; Cypriniformes; Catostomidae. Bases 119 to 1666 code for a protein of 515 amino acids. The record is from RefSeq and is a predicted model, not a curated record.
UGAAUGGGCGGCUUAUUCUUGCUUAUUCUGCUUCCUCUUUUUCUUCUUUUUCUUCUGUAUUGUUGUACCAGUUUAUUUCAUUGACUUGUGAUGGAGUUGGAAUGCAGAGAACAAGCUGAUGAACGAGCAAGAUGAACCUCUAGAGCUGAAUGAAGUGGAGGAGAAACUUCAGGAUCAUAAACAUCAUGAUUUAAUACCUGGAGAAAAAUCUUUGAGUGGCUCAAAGACUAAGAAGAAUUUCUCACCAAAAAAGCCUCAAAGAAGAGCAGCCAAAAAUAAUUCCACCUGCACUCAAUGUGGAAAGAGUUUCACAUAUCAAUGCGAGCUUAAUACACACAUGAGAGUUCAUACCGGAGAAAAGCCUUACACGUGCCAUCAGUGUGGAAAAAGUUUUGCACAUACACGAAAUCUCAAAUGUCAUCUUCAUCGUCACUCUGAAGAAAGACCAUUUCAAUGUGACAAGUGCUGCAAAACAUUUGUUUUGGCAAAGUACCUAAAAAAUCAUCUGAAAACUCACACAAAUGAGAAGCCUUACAAGUGUUACACAACUUUUUGUGGAAAAAGUUUUUCAUGCUUGUCCAAUUUAAAAGAGCACCAGAAAAUACAUACUGGUGCAGGGGUUCAUAUGUGCUUUGAAUGUGGGAAGAUCUUUACUAAUGCCAGCAACUUGAAACAGCACCAAAUAAUUCAUACUGGAGAAAAACCUUACAAGUGUUCACACUGUGGAGAGCAUUUCACUCAUUCAAAACAACUGAAAAUACAUGAGAGAAUUCAUACGGGAGAAAACCCUUACAGGUGCUCACACUGUGGAAAGAGUUUCACUCGGUUAGAAGUCCUGAAAAGGCAUGAGAGAAUUCAUACUGGAGAGAAACCUUACAAGUGCUCACACUGUGAAAAGGGUUUCACUCAGUCAGAAAACCUGAAAAGGCAUGAGAGAAUUCAUACUGGAGAGAAACCUUACAAGUGUUCACACUGUGGAAAGAGUUUUACUGUGCCACAAAACCUGAAAAGACAUGAGAGAAUUCAUACUGGAGAAAAACCAUUCAAGUGUGAGCACUGUGGUAAGAGUUUCACUCGGAUAGAAGACCUGAAAAUACACAAGAGAAUCCAUACUGGAGAAAAACCUUACAAGUGCUCACACUGUGAAAAGAGUUUCACUCAGUCAUACAGCUUGAAAAUACACAAGAGAAUUCAUACUGGAGAGAAACCUUACAAGUGUUCACACUGUGGAAAGAGUUUUAUUCAGAUAAAACACCUGAAAACACAUGAGAGAAUCCAUACUGGAGUGAAACCAUACAAGUGCUCAUACUGUGAAAAGAGUUUCACUGUGUUACAAAACCUGAAAACACACAAGAGAAUCCAUACUGGAGAGAAACCUUACAUGUGCUUACACUGUGAAAAGAGUUUCACUCAGAUAAAACACCUGAAAACACAUGAAAGAAUCCAUUCUGGAGAAAAACCAUUUAAGUGUUCACACUGUGGAAAGUGUUUCACUCGGUUAGAAAACCUGAAUACACAUGAAAGAAUUCAUACUGGAGUGAAACCUUACAUGUGCUUACAUUGUGAAAAGAGUUUCACUCAGUCAGAAAACCUGAAAAGGCACGAGAGAAUUCAUACUGGAGAAAAACCUUUCAAGUGUCAAACUGUUGAAGGGGUGGAUUUUUGAAACCUUUUAUAUUUGCAAGUUCUAGACUUAUGACAUGUGAUUGCUGUAGACAAAACCCUCAAUUAAUUGUUAUUUUAUCAAAGUAGCUGCCAUAACUCAUUGCUGUAACUUGACAGCUGCUCAUAUGUUUUGUAAAACUGUUUGGGAACUUGCUUUAUUAUGGCUUCGAAGUUAAUGUGUGCUUGAAGGUAUCACAAGUAUCCCAUAUUUGUAAAAUGUUAAAAUGUUUAAAGUCAGUGGCCUAUCAAACUCUCAGAAAAUGUUGUACUGCGAUGCCUCUAAAUUCAAUUUGCAUAUGACUAUAAUUGCUUGUGACUGUUUUUGAAUGGGCGGCUUAUUCUUGCUUAUUCUGCUUCCUCUUUUUCUUCUGUUUCUUCUGUAUUGUUGUACCAGUUUAUUUCAUUGACUUGUGAUGGAGUUGGAAUGCAGAGAAC